Diutina rugosa is the source of this 1365-nucleotide messenger RNA. It is a transcript of the gene ARP4, whose product is annotated as Arp4p. The coding region runs from base 1 to 1365 and encodes 454 amino acids. Gene Ontology annotation, cellular component: NuA4 histone acetyltransferase complex; SWI/SNF complex. Lineage: Eukaryota; Fungi; Ascomycota; Pichiomycetes; Serinales; Debaryomycetaceae. The transcript has a single exon. Gene Ontology annotation, biological process: regulation of transcription by RNA polymerase II. Gene Ontology annotation, molecular function: chromatin binding. The record is from RefSeq and is a predicted model, not a curated record.
AUGACGGUAUACGGAGGGGAUGAGAUCAACGCGCUCGUGUUGGACCCGGGAUCCUGGUAUACGCGGUUUGGGUACGCUGGCGAUGACUUCCCCAAAGUGAUCACGCCGCUGUACUACGCGGAGAAGGAGGACGGGACCAGGCUUUUUGGGGACGAACAAUUGAACGUGCCGCGAGAGAACUGUGAAAUCAAGUCGAUCAUCACCGACUCCAUCGUCACCGAUUGGGACGCUGCGUUUGCCCAAUUCUCUCACUAUUUCGAUACCACUCUUCAGAUCGAACAGCCCGACCAACCCAUCCUCAUCACCGAACCGGUGUGGGCGCUGACCGAGUACCGCCAGAAGAUGAUUGAGCAAUUUUACGAACAAUACAAUUUCCCGGGGCUUUACCUUGCCAAGACCCCCACCUGUGUUUCAUUUCAGCAAGGGCGGCCUAACUGUCUCGUGGUGGAUAUUGGCCACGAUCUGGUCAGCGUCACCCCCGUGGUCGAUGGCAUUUCCCUCUUGAAACACCUGGUACGUACCCAUUAUGCCGGUCAGUUCCUUAAUGACGAAAUUGCUGAUUAUAUGGCAGCCAAGCCCGUGGACGCGGUGCCGUCAUUUGAGGUGGCGUCAAAGGAAGUGACAAAGUGGCCCGAGGGCCCCACAUUCACCAAACGGAAGGUGCCGAAGUUUUCGGCGCUGUUUGAAGCUUAUCAUAGAGCUAAGAUCUGGCAUGAGUUCAAGGAGACGGCGUUGGAAGUGCCGGAUAAGCUGUUGGCUCAAGACAAAGACGACGAAGAGUACACUGGCGAGGCCGCCGAGCGUCUCUUUGAGAUGCCUACGGGUCAACAAGUGCCGGUGGGCUACGAACGGUUCCAAAUUGCCGAAUCGGUGUUUGACCCUCACAUCUACAAGUUCCAGGACACCGAAAAGUACAACUACCCUGACGAAAAUGGCGACUUAAACAUCAAGGGUGUUUACGAUGACCACCGCGCCACUAAACGACAACGUACCGCCGAAAAACUCAGCGACGCUGCUGCCGAGUCGGACGGUAACACUACUCGCGGGUUGGCUAAACUCAUUAGCCAUACCCUUAAUCUGGUGGACAUUGACCUCCGGGCGUCGGCGGCUCACAAUAUCAUCGUGACCGGGGGUACGCUGUUGGUGCCUCACCUCACUGAAAGAUUGUACAAAGAGCUUUCCACCGCCAAUCCGGGGCUCAAGAUGAGAUUGCACGCGGUGGGGAACUCGUCGGAACGGGUGAACCAGGCGUGGAUUGGCGGUAGUGUGUUGGCAUCGUUGGGGACGUUCCACCAGUUAUGGGUGCUGAAACAAGAAUACGAAGAGGUGGGGGCUGACCGUAUAUUGACCCAGCGGUUCCGUUAA